AUGCUCCAGUACCAGAAGAAUGGGAAUUACAACUUGAGCAACAACAACAACAACAACAACAACAGCAACAAAGGAAAUAUAAAACCUGAUACUAUUGGAAAUUCCCCAAAUGGAGGAUCCACUACUGGAGAUGGAGAAAAACCUGGAUUGGACAAUCAAUCCAAUGGAAAUUCUGAUAAUGGAAAUUCUGAUAAUGGAAAUUCUGAUAAUGGAAAUUCUGAUAAUGGAAAUUCUGAUAAUGGAAAUGGUGAAACACAGAAUCUUACUGGAGAUAAACCUGGUUCCGAAAACUCCUCAAAUGGAAAUGAAAGUUCUGGAAAUUUACCAAGUGAAGGAUCCGGUAAUGGAAAUGAAGGCUCUGAUGGCUCCAAUAAUGGAAAUGGUGAUUCAUCUAAUACUUUAGGUGAAGAAUCAUAUGAAUCGGGAACUCAACAGAGCGGUGAUUCAAAUAAUGGAAACACCGACUCAUCCAAUAAUGGUGAUACAUUCAAUAGUUUUGGAAGCUUACCAAAUGGUGACUCCAGCAAUGGAAAUGGUGGUUCUAACAACGGUAAUGAAGGUGUUAGCAACGGUAAUGGAGAUUCUAGUAAUGGUAAUGGAGACACUAACAACAAUAAUAGUGUCUCUAACAAUGGCAACGGAGGAUCAUCUACUGAUAAUGGUGAUUCAAAUAAUAACAAUGGAAAUAAUGGAGCUGAUAAUUCAUCGAAUGGAAACUCCGAUAAAGAUAAUGGAGAUUCUUCAAAUAUCGAUAGUGGAAAACCCGGAGAUGACAAAUUACCAAAUGUUGAUUCAAAUAGUGAAACUGGUGAUUCUAAUACAAGCAGUGGAAAUGAAGGUUCUGGAAAUUCAUCAAACGGGGAAACCAAUAAUGGAAAUGGUGAAACCAAUAAUGUAAAUGGUGAAACCAAUAAUGGAAGUGGUGAAUUCUCUAAUGCUAGUGGUGAUAAACCUGGUUCAGACAAUUCAUCAAAUGGAAAUGAAGGUCCUGGAAAUAUCCCAAAUGGCCAAUCGUUUAAUGUUUUAGGUGGUGGAUUACAUGGAUCAGAAAGUGUUAAUAAUGGUGAUUCAAAUAAUGGUAAUGGUGAUGUAUCCAAUUCUGGUAACUCUGACUCAUCAAAUAACAGUAAUGGAGAGUACAACCAGAAUAAAGAAGAAUUAUCCAAUUAUACAAAUGAACCAAGUAGAACUUUUGAAGAAAUAUCAUCUGCAUCUGAAAUUGAAGUUUCAUCAAGUGAAGUUAAUGAAAAACCUACCGGUACAGAAAUCAAUAAUUCACAAAAUGGAGAAUCAUCCAAUAACGGAAAUAAUGAAUCAUCAAAUGGAGAAUCAUCCAAUAUGAAUAAUGAAAACAAAGGAACUGAUAAUUCACAAAAUGGAGAUUCAAACAAUGAAACUGAUGAUAAUGAAAAUAAUGAAAUUAAUUCAAAUAAAGAUGGUGAGAAUGAAAACACUGAAGUGGUUACUCCAACUAAUUAUUUAGAUAUUUCUGCCAUUGAAACAAACUCAGAAUUGGGUAUUGAUUUAGUAUUAGAUCUUUCUAUGCAACUUGAAUCGGCAUCUGAGGUGAUGAUUUUCUCAGAGACAGAUGCAACCAUGUCUGAAUUGUCUUCAUCUGAAACAGAAUCCUCAAUUGACUAUCCACCUGCCAAUGAAAGUAAAGAUGAAUCCAAAUUAGUCACAAAUGAAGGUACCGAAUCAUUACAUCAUACAACCAUAUCUACCAAUGAUAAUUCAGAUGGUGUUGGUACAAAUACACAAGAUCCUGAAUUUAUAAUGAGUUUAGAACUGGCUUCAGAAUUAAAUAUUGGUUUAGAUUCACUGGUAGAAUAUGAAACUGAUGUUCAAGGAUCAUUAUCAUUAUCACAAUCAUUAACUUUAUCAAAUCAAGGUCAACCAGUUGAAUUAACUUCAUCAUCUUUAUCUACCGAUGAUAUGUCAGGAGUUACAACUGAUGAAAAAUAUAAACAAACUCUUGCUGCUGGGAACCAAGAACAUGUUGAACCUUCUAAAAAUGAAAAAAUUCCAGAAUUUUCAUAUUCUUCAGAAGUUAGUCAGUCAGAUAAUGAAUUCACAUUCAGUUUAGAAUCUGGAUCUGUCAUCAUUAUAGGAUCAGAUUUUUCAGAAACAACUAAUUUACAAGAAGGUGAGGAAACCGGAAUUGAAUCAGAGAUACAAAUGUCUUUAGUUGAAGGUGGUAAUAGUGGUAAUUCUGUUGCUUCUACCACAACUGAUGAUCGUAAUACUAUUAAUUUCCAAGAACCAUCAGAAAUUAAUGUUGAUGAAGAAUCAAUUGAAACUGGAUUCAAUAAUAAUGAAGUAAAUAAAGAAACCCAAACAACUAAAGAUAACAAUUUCAAUGGUAAUCAUGUUGGACCAUCAACUGAAACAGAUACUGAGGAAAAUUAUCGUCCUGGACUCUUUGGAGCUCCUCAGUUUGGUUACUCAGAAAUAGUACAAGCUGGUGCUGCUGGUGCUACUACUACUACUUCUGGUGCUGGUGCUACUACUACCGCAACUGCUACUGGUGCUACCACUGCUACAGCUACUGAUGAAACUGGAAAUGAAUUAGAAUUUAUAUCACAAGAAUCGAACAAUGGAGUUGGUAACAAUAAUAAUGCUGAGUCAUCUGAUAAUGGAAUUAAUGGUUCUAAUAAGUUGACAAGUAAAAAUUCAGAAGAAUUGGAUUCUAUGAUUAUUACAGAAUUUUAUUCAUCAACUAUUCCAUCAAGUUUUGCAUUUUUAGUAACUUCUAAUGUUCAUUUUACUAAUCCAACAUCUGAAGAAAGUUAUUUAAACAGUCAAUCAUUUGAUUUUUCAAAUGAUAUUGCUCAUUCUACUAGUGAAAUUAAAUCAUUGAUAGAUUCUCAUCAUAAUACUAAAUUCACCCUGCUUGCUGCUGAAAUUGGAAUUAUUCCUUCAACUACUGAGCCAAUUAUUAAUGUUGGAGCUCAAUUUGGUAUCACUGAUAAUAUGUUAACAACAACUGGAACAACUGGAACAGGAGCUACAGAUGUUAUUGGAGAUAGUGAUGAUAAUUCAUUUGAAAAUAUGUCAAAUGAUAAUCAAGAACCACAUCCAACUGAUUUCAUUUAUCCAUCUGAUAAUUCUAUUGUUGACGAGAAUAAUAACAGUGGUACUGUUGAAAACUUUAGUUUGUCCAAUUCUGAAUUAACUUCUACUUCUAAUGGAUUAAUUCAAACUGAUGAUAACUCCGAAGUAACUAAUUCUGAUGAUAUGAAUGGUCAAUCAAUGACAAGUAAUUCUGUUGAUCCUGAAGUUACAAAUGAUAAAAGUUCUACAACUAAGAUAUAUUCUGAAAGUGAUAUUGAAUCAUUGAUUAAUGAAAUAUCCACCAAAAUUAAUGAAUCUAAGAAAUCAUCAUCUUUAUCAACUACAGACAAAUCCAAGACAUCAAAUAAUGAAGCAAAUGAAACUGAAAAUUCUCUGAAUGUUUCUUCUUUUGACAACCAAGAAGGUGUUAUUCCAUCACAACAAUCAUCCUCAUCUGAUAUAGAUGAAUCGUCCAAUACUUCAACCCUUUUUGUUUCUGUUAUUGAUGGUUCUGCUGUUGUUGUAGUUGGUUCAAAUACACUUUUACUUUCAGUUAUUGAUGAUGGUAAAUCUAGUAUUUUACCAGAACAAGAAUUUAUUGAUCCUUCAACUAUGAUAAUUUCAGAAUCACUUGUUGCUCGUGAUUCAUCUUCAUAUGAAGAUGAAGAUAUUUAUACUACUGAAGAUUUUGAAUUUGAAACAUUUGAUAAUAGUCAAAAUUUUAUGAGUGGGUCAUAUACACAAGUUGAAGGACUUAUUGAAUCUAAAACCCUGGAAUUUAUUGAUAAUGAAGGUGGUAUUACCGACGCUGCGGAAAAUUCUAAUCAGUAUGUCGAUCAAGCUAAUCCAUCAAUGACUACUGGUUAUAACACUGGAAAUGGCUCUGGAAUUGGAAAUGGAAAUGGAAAUGGAAAUGGAGAUGGUGAUGCAACAGGCAAUCCAAAUGGUGUUGGUAAUGGUAAUCCAAAUGGUAACGGCAACGCCAAUGGAAAUGAAAAUGGUGUUGAAAAUGGAAACGGAGCUAACAAUGAUUCUGGUUCUGGCUCAGAUUCUGGUUCUGGUUCUGGUUCUGGCUCAGAUUCUGGUUCUGGUUCUGGAAAUGGCUCUGGAAAUGGCUCUGGUUCUGGAAAUGACAAUAACAAUACUGGUCUGAUAACAUCAACCGAAGCAUUAGGUAUAACUUCAACAAUAGAAUUUGAAUCAGGACAUUCAACAGAUCUUGGAGAUUCUGACAAAGAACAAGAAGAAAAAGAAGAAGAGUAUUGGAAUUCAUCAGAAUUAGCAAAUAAAGAUAAAAUUUCAAUUGAUAAUGAAUUAUUAUUUGAAUAUGAUAGUAUGUGUACUAUUGAAGAAGCAAUUACUGUUGCUCAUAAUACUUGUCAUCCAUCUGCUUCUAUAUUAAUUGAAAUUCCAACAACUCUGACUGGUGGUGCUAAUGGUAAUUUAAUAUCUUUCAUUUCUCCUGUCGUAAUAUUUGUUGCAAUGGUUUUAUUCUUAUAA
Messenger RNA from Candida tropicalis MYA-3404, 4554 nucleotides. RefSeq lists its product as uncharacterized. NCBI's taxonomy places the organism in Eukaryota, Fungi, Ascomycota, Pichiomycetes, Serinales, Debaryomycetaceae. The transcript has a single exon. Bases 1 to 4554 code for a protein of 1517 amino acids. The record is from RefSeq and is a predicted model, not a curated record.